Molecule: messenger RNA, 1551 nt
Organism: Erythranthe guttata (spotted monkey flower)
Lineage: Eukaryota; Viridiplantae; Streptophyta; Magnoliopsida; Lamiales; Phrymaceae
Source: RefSeq, a predicted model, not a curated record
AUGCGAUUUCCAAAGCCGUUUGUGCAGCGCACUGAAUCAGAUGCAGAUGGUUUUACUGUGUACAGGAGAAUGGAAGAUGGCAGAACAGUUAUGAAGAAGAAGACUACUCUUGACAAUGGGUUUAUAGUCCCGUACAAUCGUAUAUUGUUGAGUAAAUACCGAUCUCAUAUUAAUAUCGAGUUAUGCAACCAGAACAAGUCAAUCAAAUACAUGUUCAAAUACGUAAACAAGGGGCAUGACCGAGUUAUGGCGACAUUUUAUGAAACACGCAAUACAGAUGGCGGUGCUGAGAUUCGUGAUGAGAUAAAGAUGUACUACGACUGCAGAUAUCUUUCGGCAGGUGAGGCAAUGUCGAGGUUGUUUAAUUUUGAUAUUCAUUACAGAAACCCGUUAGUAAUUAGGCUAAGCUUUCAUCUCCCCGAUCAUCAGCCGUUUGUCUUCAAUGAAAACCAGUCAUUACAAAGUGUGCUGGAUAGGACACCUGCUCAGCAAACUAUGUUCCUAUCGUGGUUUUGUUGGGUUGACAAACUCUUUGGUGGUAAGGUGGUUGUUCUUGGAGGAGAUUUUAGGCAGAUUUUACCAGUUGUGCUCAAAGCAUCAAGGCAGGACAUAGUAUAUGCUACGAUAAACUCCUCUCCGCUGUGGAAUUUAUGUUGUGUCAUGAAGUUGAAUAAGAACAUGAGAUUGCAGUCAUGCUCUUCACCAUCUAACGUGGAUGAGAUAAAAGAAUUUGGAGACUGGAUACUGAAGGAUGGUAAUGAGGAUGAUGGGAAACAAAACGAUGGUGAAGCUUCGAUAGAGAUUUCCGAUGACAUGUUGAUUGGUGAUUCAGAAGAUCCAUUCAGAGACCUACUGGAAUUCAUUUACCCGGAUCUGUUGAGUAACAUGUAUGAUCCAGAUUAUUUUCAAGGGAGAGCAAUUCUUGCACCAACUAAUGAAUGCGUCGAGUCUGUGAACGAUCACUUAAUGUCUCUCAUUCCAAGAGAGGAGAAGGUGUACCUGAGCUCAGAUAGUAUGUGUAGGGACGAGCAAACAAUGGAGGAUAAUGCAGGAAUUUAUUCGACUGAAUUCCUCAACACAAUAAGAUGCUCCGGACUUCGUUCUCAUGCGUUGAAGUUCAAGGUUGGUGCACCCGUUAUGCUAAUAAAAAACAUCGAUCAAGCUAGAGGAUUGUGUAACGGGACCAGAAUUCAAAUUGGCAUUCACGUUCUGAGUUGCAAAAUUAUUUUCGAAAAAAAUAUCGGUGACAUGGUGUUCAUUCCUCAGAUGACUUUAAUACCAUCUAACUCCGGAUUAUCAGUUAAAUUUCAGAGAAGACAGUUUACAUUGAUUGUUUCUUUUGCAAUGACAAUCAAUAAAAGUCAAGGUCAAACUCUUUCGCAUGUUGGUUUGUAUCUUCCUAGGCAUGUCUUCAGCCAUGAUCAACUAUAUGUUGCACUAUCCAGCGUUACGAGCAGAGGUGGCAUUAAGAUAUUCAUCAAGUUGGAUUCGGGUGAACUCACCAAUGUUACUAGAAAUGUCGUGUACAAGGAAGUACUUCAUCGAAUUUGA